AUGGAAUAACAUUUCGAUUAAUUUCACGAGGAAUAAUAUGAGAUAAUGGACGAGUAGAAUUAGACGGGGAUAAAUAAGGAAAUAGCAUAUGAAGAAUUGAGUGGCGAUGAGGCAAUGGAGUAAUCCUUUAGUGUAAAUUCAUAAUAUAUGGGCCAUAAUCGGAAAGCUAAAACAAACUUAUUUAUGACUAGUAUGAUAGUAACUAAAAGCAUAUUAGGGGUGGGAAUCCUUGGACUUCCUUACGUCACAUAUAACUUUGGGUUACUUUUUACAAUUAUUCUGAUUAUCGCCUUUUAUUGGCAAACCUAAUACUGUACAAAUAUGUUUUUGCAAUGCAAGAAUUUGUCAAAAAGAAGUAACAUUUCAACAAUUGGAUUUUCGGCAUUUAAAUCAAAAGGUAUAAUUGUUUUCAUCAAUUUGAUAAUUAUAAUAAACAAUUUUGGUUUAUGCUUUGCUGAGAUGAUCAUAUAGGGAACAGCCAUUUAGAAUGUAGUGAAGUCUCUAUUUGAUGCUAAUGAUGGAGAAUGGUAUACACAGAGACAAUUUCUCAGUUCAAUAUCAGGCUUGAUCAUGAUCCCCAUGAUGGUUAUUAAGAAAAUUGAGAAACUCAAAUUUGCAGGUGUUACAGCAAUCUGUGCAAUGAGUUUAUUUUGCAUUAGUUUGAUAACCAGUUUUAUAAACACAAUGAAAAACGAGGGCAUGGCAGUUGGAUUCAACAUUUUGCCUUAUGAUUUCACAUUCAUCAAGGCAUUUGGAGCCUUCCCCACUUUAUUACUAGCCUACAAUUGGGAAUUCAACUUGUUUCCUGUUGCAAAAGGGAUGGACAAACCAAAUGACAAGAAAGUGAUGAAGGCUUGUUCUUAUGGGAUGAUUGUUGCAACAUGUUUCUAUUUAAUGGUUGGAAUUAUGGGUUGUGCCAUUUAUGGUAAGGAAUCACAGACUAAUUUCUUGGCUAGUGUGACCAAAGAAAAGAUGGGGAAUGUGCAAUUCUAUUUGUUGAAUGGUUCCUUCUAUGUAUCUACUGUAUUGACUACUCCUCUGGUGUUCUUUGGGGCAAGGAACAACUUUUUGCAAUUGAUCAAAGGAGAAAAGAAGAAUAAAGUGAAGGGAGUUAACUUUGACUCUCUGGAUGAGAAGGAGGUGGCUUUGUUGAAGAAGUAAAAGAAAAAGAGAUAAUAAUCAACUAAGUAUAUGUACUAUAUUUGGUCAAUUGGAUUGUUUGUCAUAAUUACGAUAGGCUCGAUUUACAUCCACUCCUUAGAAAUAGCAUUUAAUUUUGUUGGAUCGGUAUCUUCGAACUCUAUUGGUUGCGUAUUGCCUAGUCUCUUUUUGUUUAUGCUCAUGAAGGAAGGCUACAAGAACAAAUAGAUGACAAAGAUGGAAAGUCUACAGGAGAAUUUAGCCAAGAUAUUCUUUGUCUAUUCUGUUAUAAUGUCAUUUGUUUGUUUGACAAGUGAGAUUCUGACAACAAUUUAUGAAUGA
This is a messenger RNA of Paramecium tetraurelia, 1482 nucleotides long. RefSeq lists its product as uncharacterized. Gene Ontology annotation, biological process: amino acid transmembrane transport. Gene Ontology annotation, molecular function: amino acid transmembrane transporter activity. The record is from RefSeq and is a predicted model, not a curated record. Lineage: Eukaryota; Ciliophora; Oligohymenophorea; Peniculida; Parameciidae. The transcript is spliced from 2 exons.